UGUUUGCGCGUGUCAAAGUCGACGCUCUUCAUCUCCCUUUCUCCCCAAAUCUCUCCCUGCUUAUACUGAACAAUAAUGGCUGGUCGUCGUGGUGGACGCAAGAAUGUUAAGAAGGGUGUGCAGUUCACGUUGAUGGUUGUUGGUGCAUCCGGUCUUGGUCGUACCACAUUCGUCAACACUCUCUGCGAGGCGGAGGUCCUCGAGCCAAAGGAUGCAAGUGAUGCUGCUACAGCACAUAUUGAGGAGGGUAUCAAGAUCAAGCCGGUCAACGUUGAGCUGGAGGAGGAAGGUGUCAGGAUCGCUUUGACCAUCGUGGACACGCCCGGGUUUGGCGACAACAUCGACAACUCGGACUCUUUCCAGGAAAUCAUUGGGUAUCUCGAACGCCAGUACGAUGAUAUCCUCGCCGAGGAAUCGAGGAUCAAGCGUAACCCGCGCUUCCGGGACAACCGUGUGCAUGCCCUCAUCUAUUUCAUCCCUCCCACGGGUCAUGCUCUUCGGGAAAUGGAUAUCCUCCUCAUGAAACGCCUGUCCGUUCGUGUGAACGUCAUCCCCGUUAUCGGCAAAGCCGACUCGCUCACCGCCCCCGAGCUCAAGGCAUUCAGGAAGCGCGUCAUGGAAGAUAUUUCCCAGCACGAUAUCCAGAUCUACAACUUCCCGUACGAUGACGAGGAAGAUGAUGACGAGACGAUCGAGGACAACCGGUCGCUCCAGUCACUCCUGCCGUUUGCGAUUGUGGGCAGCACUGACGAGGUGGAAAUUGACGGCCAGGCAGUGAGGGCACGUGUCUACCCGUGGGGAGUUGUCGAGGUGGACAACCCGGCGCACUCGGACUUCGCGAGGCUACGGAGUGUGCUCCUCAACUCUCACUUGUCCGAUCUCAAAUCUCUUACGCACGAUUUGCUGUACGAGACGUACCGUACGGAGAAGCUUUCCAAGACAGUCAUGGAUGGUACCGGGGCGGACUCGUCCAUCCUGCCAGAAGAGCUGGCGACCCAGUCCGUGCGGCUCAAAGAGGAACAACUGCGGAGGGAGGAGGAAAAGCUGCGCGAAAUCGAGCUCAAGGUACAGCGCGAGAUCAACGAGAAGCGACAGGAGCUGUUGGCGAAGGAGGAAUCUCUCCGGAACCUCGAGAGCCGGCUUGCAGCCCAGGGCGCGCAUCAGGAUGCGUGAUGUUUUUCCUGCUUCCCUGCUUGGCCCAUAAAACAUGCUCUGUUGGUGAGGUUUUCGGACGUUCCACUUCUUUUGACCCCCCCAUCGAAUCGGAUACCCACGUUGUUAACACCUUACUGUCGUUUAUUUCCUGUUCUUUUGCCGAUACCUUGCGAACCAGCCCUGUUACUACCCUUGUCUGGGUUAUUAGCUAUCAAACAUGGCUAUGACUGGAGAGAAU
Molecule: messenger RNA, 1393 nt
Organism: Dacryopinax primogenitus
Lineage: Eukaryota; Fungi; Basidiomycota; Dacrymycetes; Dacrymycetales; Dacrymycetaceae
Product: GTP binding protein
Exons: 5
Coding region: 76-1173 (365 amino acids)
Biological process (GO): cytoskeleton-dependent cytokinesis
Cellular component (GO): cell division site; cytosol; septin ring
Molecular function (GO): GTPase activity; GTP binding; molecular adaptor activity
Source: RefSeq, a predicted model, not a curated record